Molecule: messenger RNA, 474 nt
Organism: Desarmillaria tabescens
Lineage: Eukaryota; Fungi; Basidiomycota; Agaricomycetes; Agaricales; Physalacriaceae
Product: Butirosin biosynthesis, BtrG-like protein
Exons: 2
Coding region: 1-474 (157 amino acids)
Molecular function (GO): gamma-glutamylcyclotransferase activity
Source: RefSeq, a predicted model, not a curated record
AUGACUGAAGCCGCAACGGUCUAUUUUGCAUAUGGUAGCAAUCUCUGGAGAGAGCAGAUGAACCUUCGCUGCCCCGAAAAUAACUUCUUGGGCGUUGGGUUGCUCAAAGAGUGGCGUUGGAUCAUUAACGGGCGUGGUUAUGCCAACAUUGUCCCGUCCAAAACUGGAGAUGAUGUUUACGGCCUUUUGUAUAAGAUCAAUGGGGUGGAUGAGAAAGUCCUGGAUCUCUACGAAGGCAUUCCCACGAGUUAUCAGAAGAAGAUCCUUCCCGUGAUGAUUCUCGGGACAGAUAACAAGGACAAUACGAUGAUAAAUUGCCUCGUAUAUGUGGAUACAGAGAGGGUGUUGGAUAGUAUACCAAAGGACGAGUAUAUCGGGCGAAUGAACAAAGGCAUCACAGAUGCGGUAAAAGAAGGGGUUCCCAAGAAUUACGUUGACAAGUACCUGCGUCGAUAUAUCCCAGACGAGCACUAA